This is a messenger RNA of Mastomys coucha (southern multimammate mouse), 3902 nucleotides long. It is a transcript of the gene Txnrd1, whose product is annotated as thioredoxin reductase 1. Gene Ontology annotation, molecular function: flavin adenine dinucleotide binding; glutathione-disulfide reductase (NADPH) activity; thioredoxin-disulfide reductase (NADPH) activity. Gene Ontology annotation, cellular component: mitochondrion; cytosol. The transcript is spliced from 16 exons. Lineage: Eukaryota; Metazoa; Chordata; Mammalia; Rodentia; Muridae. Gene Ontology annotation, biological process: glutathione metabolic process; cellular response to oxidative stress; cell redox homeostasis. The coding region runs from base 347 to 2182 and encodes 611 amino acids. The record is from RefSeq and is a predicted model, not a curated record.
UGUGCGGGGACUGGAUUUUUGCUUUGUCAUUCUGACACGGGCAGUUCUCCCGCCUCCUAAGAGCAGGGCGUGGCUUCCCAGAGCCACUAGGAACCAGCAGCUCUUUAUCCUCAGUUUGCUUCCGUCAGGCCUCGCAUCCACGCGGGAGGUGCGGGACGCCGACACCGCGGGGCGAGAAGAGCUGGUGUUUUCAUCUUCCUCGCUCAUAGGGCGGCGGGGCCUUGCACCGGCGCAGACGAGCGGAGAGGCCGCGGGAGGCGGCGAGCCGGCGGAAGGCGCGACUAGCAGAGGGCGGCCAUGGUCCAGCCCUGAAGUGCCCUGCAUUGCAGGAGAAGCCCUGGUCAUCAUGCCAGUUGAUGGAUGCUGGCUGUGCUUCCCAGCUUCUCGAGGUAGAGCCUCUGUGCAGACUGUCUGGGUGGCACCCACUUGCCCCAACUGUUGCUGGUUUCCAGGUUUUGUCCCUCCAGUCCCCCGGCCACUGUGUGCACCCCGUGUGCUGCUGAGGGGCCCUCGUGGGGCUGUGCUUCCUGCUUCACAUCCCUCCAAGACGCUCCCCUCCUCAUCCCUGACGCCCUGUCCUACUGACCCCUGUCUCUGCCCUCCACCCUCCACACCUGAUAGUAGGCAGGGAAAAAAUACCCAAUCUGAGCUGCGGAACAAAAAAGGCCAACUUCAAAAGCUGCCAAAAAUGAAUGGCUCCAAAGAUCCCCCUGGGUCCUAUGACUUCGACCUGAUCAUCAUUGGAGGAGGCUCGGGAGGACUGGCGGCAGCUAAGGAGGCAGCCAGAUUUGACAAGAAAGUGCUGGUCUUGGAUUUUGUCACGCCAACUCCUCUGGGAACUAGAUGGGGUCUCGGAGGAACAUGUGUGAACGUGGGCUGCAUACCUAAAAAGCUGAUGCACCAGGCAGCUUUGUUAGGACAAGCUCUGAAAGACUCGAAAAACUAUGGCUGGAAAGUGGAAGACACAGUUAAGCAUGACUGGGAGAAAAUGACAGAAUCUGUGCAGAAUCAUAUCGGCUCGCUGAACUGGGGCUACCGAGUGUCUCUCCGGGAGAAAAAGGUUGUCUAUGAGAAUGCUUAUGGGAGAUUCAUUGGUCCUCACAGGAUUGUGGCAACAAAUAACAAAGGUAAAGAAAAAAUCUACUCAGCAGAGCGGUUCCUCAUUGCCACCGGUGAAAGGCCACGCUAUCUGGGCAUCCCUGGAGACAAAGAGUACUGCAUCAGCAGUGAUGAUCUUUUCUCCUUGCCUUACUGCCCGGGGAAGACCCUAGUGGUUGGCGCAUCCUAUGUUGCCUUGGAAUGUGCAGGAUUUCUUGCUGGCAUUGGCCUAGACGUCACUGUAAUGGUGCGGUCCAUUCUCCUUAGAGGAUUUGACCAAGACAUGGCCAACAAAAUCGGUGAACACAUGGAAGAACAUGGUAUCAAGUUUAUAAGGCAGUUCGUCCCAACUAAAAUUGAACAGAUUGAAGCAGGGACUCCAGGCCGACUCAAGGUGACCGCUCAGUCCACAAACAGCGAGGAGACCAUGGAAGGCGAAUUUAACACGGUGUUGCUGGCUGUAGGAAGAGAUUCUUGUACAAGAACUAUUGGCUUAGAAACCGUGGGUGUGAAGAUAAAUGAAAAGACCGGAAAGAUACCUGUCACGGAUGAAGAGCAGACCAAUGUGCCUUACAUCUACGCCAUCGGUGACAUCCUGGAGGGGAAGCUGGAGCUGACUCCCGUAGCCAUCCAGGCAGGGAGACUGCUGGCGCAGAGGCUGUACGGGGGCUCCACUGUCAAGUGUGACUAUGACAAUGUCCCAACGACUGUGUUCACUCCUUUGGAGUAUGGCUGUUGUGGCCUCUCUGAAGAAAAAGCUGUGGAGAAAUUUGGGGAAGAAAAUAUUGAAGUUUACCACAGUUUCUUUUGGCCAUUGGAGUGGACAGUUCCAUCCCGGGAUAACAACAAAUGUUACGCAAAAAUAAUCUGCAACCUUAAAGACAAUGAACGAGUGGUGGGCUUCCACGUGCUGGGUCCAAAUGCUGGAGAGGUGACGCAGGGCUUUGCAGCUGCGCUCAAGUGUGGGCUGACCAAGCAGCAGCUGGACAGCACCAUUGGAAUCCACCCAGUCUGUGCAGAGAUAUUCACAACGUUGUCGGUGACUAAGCGUUCUGGGGGAGACAUCCUCCAGUCUGGCUGCUGAGGUUAAGCCCCAGUGUAGAUGCUGUUGCCAAGGCUACAGACCAUCGCCUUGCCUCCUUGCCCACGCCCAGGUGAAGUUCAGGAAGGCUCUUGGGUCCUUGGCGCCAAUUCAAGGUGCUGUCCUAAGGCCACCAGGUCCCUGGGAGCUUGUGGGUAGGAGGAUGGCAGGUCGAAGGAGGCUGCAGCAUCGCACUGGGGUCACCAUGACAGACUCAGACUGACAUUUGGCAGAGCAUCCCAGGGAUGCGUCCAUGAAGUCACUAGCCUCAAGCCUGAGUGGUGGGCAGUGACAGAAGAGCUGCCGGAUCUGUUGAGUCGACCUUUCCCCGUAGAUUGCCUUAGUCUCACUUUCAAGCUGUCUCGUGUCAAUUCUGUUUUUCUUUUUUCCUCCAUGGGGUUAAUGAUACUAGAGAUAGGGAAUGUUAGCAAUCAGUUUUUGUCAUGGCUGGACUAUCCACAUCAGUCUUUACUGUGUGGAAGGGGGUGAAAUGGCUUAUGAGAGCCAAACCAAUUUAUCCUGAGAAAGACGAACUACCCUGUGACUAAAAUACACUGUUUGCUUUUACUAACCUGUGUAGCAUUGUCUCCUUUAAUAAGUCAUGUCCAAAAUGAGAAAAGCCAUGGUCCACUUUUGCAAGUUUCCUGCAGUGUGCGUCACUGCCGCUGCUUAGCAAGGGAGGUGGCGACUUGGCUAAUCUACUUGAACUCCAUUGCAUGGCUCUUGGGUAGCAUAGAGCAUCGCAGCCUCCAGGCUGACCAGCAGUAAAUGUCUCUCCUGGUACAAUUAUCGUCUGUUGGUCUAAGUGGACUGAGAUGGUUCUCAGUGGAGAAUGCUUAAUUUGCUUUAAACGUCUUGUUUUUGUGAGGUGGAUUUAGGUUUAAGCUUGCGUCCCAUAAGAACUACAUUCGCAGACAAGUAGCUCUUUCUCCACACAGCACAUACAUCUUCUGAGGUAAUUACUUUCAUAAGGAAGCUGUUCAUAACAUAAGUUAUUAUUAUUAUUGAACACAGGUGGAUGUGAAGGAUUUUUCAUUGAAAAACCAAAUGGUUUUUCUUUUUUCUGUUCAGUAAGCCCACAGGAACUCUUGACAGGACAGCCAGUGCUCUGCCGGCAUUGCUGCUGGGGCUUUUACGGUAUAGUGUAUAGCUCCUAGGCUGUGUGCCCAUGAACACACUGGCUGACGACUAUGCAGACAGAUUUCCCACCCCACACAGCCAUUAGGCCACCCACCCUGGCCCUGUAGCUCCUUUUCUUGUCCUCCCCUCUGUCCAUCUCCACCUACAGUACUGAGUGGCAUCUCAGUACCCUGAGGUGGCCCCAAAGGGAACGGGUUUGUCUGUGUCCAGCCAGCAGCACCUACCCUGCCCCACGAGGCUCCCUCACAUCCACCCCGUCCAUGUGUUGAAGACAGAGGGAAGAGAAAGGACAUGGGAACCAAGGGAGUUGACUGUUCAGUUUUAUUUAUUUAUUUUUUAAAGUUUUGUCUCUCAAGUCUGCCAGUCUCUAAGAUCAGAAAAACAGACAGUGUAGGGUAACUGCCUAAUCAUGUGACUCUUAGUGGAAUGAAAUGUUCUGCCCCCACAAGAAGGAGUAUACUUCAUUGUUUAUAUUCUGUAAUCGCACAAUGUACUGUAAUGCAAAUUCUAAUUCCAUGUAUUUUUAUUACAAUUUUUCUGGAAAAAAAUGUGAACCAAUAAAAGGUGUUGAUGCACACGUGUG